GGUACUGAGAAUAGGCUAGUGCUUCGACGGCAGACCGUCCUCCGGGAGAAGGGCAGAAGGCUGGCCAAUCGAGGGCCAGCAUACAUGUUUAAUGACCGGUCAACAAGUCUGUCACUUGAGGAGGAGCGCUUUCUGGAUGCGGCAGAAUACGGUAAUAUUCCUGUGAUUCGUAGAAUGCUGGAAGAGUGCACUUCACUCAAUGUGAACUGUGUGGACUUCAUGGGGCAGAAUGCUUUGCAGCUAGCAGUUGCCAGUGAGCACCUGGAGAUCACAGAACUUCUGCUGAAGAAGGAGAACCUGUCACGGGUUGGGGAUGCCUUACUCUUGGCUAUUAGUAAGGGGUAUGUUCGGAUAGUUGAAGCCAUCUUAAACCACCCUGCAUUCGCUGAAGGCAAGAGGUUGGCACUAAGUCCCAGCCAGUCAGAACUCCAGCAUGAUGAUUUCUAUGCAUAUGAUGAAGAUGGAACUCGGUUCUCCCAUGAUGUUACUCCAAUCAUUCUAGCUGCCCAUUGCCAGGAAUAUGAAAUUGUUCACACUCUCUUGAGGAAAGGGGCUCGCAUUGAAAGGCCACAUGACUAUUUCUGCAAAUGCACUGAGUGCAAUGAGAAGCAAAAACAUGACUCUUUCAGCCAUUCUAGGUCCAGAAUCAAUGCUUACAAAGGUCUGGCAAGCCCUGCUUACCUGUCGUUGUCCAGUGAAGACCCAGUAAUGACGGCUUUAGAACUCAGCAACGAGCUUGCUGUGCUUGCAAACAUUGAAAAAGAGUUCAAGAAUGACUACAAGAAAUUGUCUGUUCAGUGCAAGGAUUUUGUAGUUGGACUUCUUGAUUUAUGCAGAAAUACUGAAGAAGUGGAAGCUAUUUUGAAUGGAGAUGUGGAGAUGACCCAUAAUAAUGGUGAACAUGGUCGCCCCAGUCUCAGCCGUUUAAAACUUGCCAUUAAAUAUGAAGUCAAGAAAUUUGUAGCGCAUCCAAACUGCCAGCAACAGCUUCUCUCAAUCUGGUAUGAAAAUCUAUCAGGUUUACGGCAGCAGACCAUGGCAGUGAAGUUUCUAGUUGUCCUUGCUGUUGCAGUGGGUCUGCCAUUCCUGUCAGUGGCUUACUGGAUUGCUCCAUGCAGCAAGCUGGGAAGGAUAAUGCGUGGACCAUUUAUGAAGUUUGUAGCACAUGCAGCCUCUUUCACCAUUUUUCUUGGUCUACUAGUCAUGAAUGCAGCUGACAGAUUUACUGGCACUAACCUCCCACCUAAUGAAACUACAGAUAAUGUAAAACAGCUUUUCAGAAUGAAAACUUCCUGUUUCUCAUGGAUGGAAAUGCUCAUUAUCUCUUGGGUAAUAGGCAUGAUAUGGUCUGAAUGUAAAGAAAUCUGGUCUCAAGGACCCAAGGAAUACCUGUUUGAGUUAUGGAAUAUGCUUGACUUUGGUAUGUUAGCCAUUUUUACAGCUUCAUUCAUUGCAAGGUUUAUGGCAUUUUGGCAUGCUUCCAGAGCCCAGAGCCGUUUUGAUGUGAAUGUGAAGGAUUUGGCAACUGCAACAUUGGAUCCCAGCAUAAAAUACUACACUUUGGCCAGAAUAAAUUGGGAUCCAUCUGAUCCUCAAAUCAUAUCUGAAGGCCUGUACGCAAUUGCUGUAGUUUUAAGUUUCUCCAGAAUAGCCUACAUUCUACCAGCCAAUGAAAGCUUUGGACCACUGCAGAUAUCACUUGGCAGAACCGUGAAAGACAUCUUCAAGUUCAUGGUGAUAUUUAUCAUGGUGUUUGUGGCCUUCAUGAUAGGAAUGUUUAAUCUCUAUUCCUACUAUCGAGGGGCAAAACAAAAUGAAGCAUUCACAACAAUUGAAGAAAGUUUUAAGACAUUGUUCUGGGCUAUAUUUGGACUUUCAGAAGUGAAAUCAGUUAUCAUCAAUUAUAACCACAAAUUUAUAGAGAAUAUUGGUUAUGUCCUUUAUGGAGUCUAUAAUGUUACCAUGGUCAUUGUUCUGUUGAACAUGCUCAUUGCUAUGAUCAACAGCUCUUUUCAGGAAAUUGAGGAUGAUGCUGAUGUGGAAUGGAAGUUUGCUAGGGCUAAGCUUUGGUUUUCUUACUUUGAGGAGGGGAGAACUCUUCCAGUACCGUUCAACCUUGUGCCAAGUCCAAAAUCUUUCCUUUAUCUCUUACUCAGAAUUAAAAAAUGGAUAUCAAAACUGUUCCUAUGCCAUCAGAAAGGUUUUCAGGAAGAUGCAGAAAUGAAUACGCUUGGCCAGAGUAAGCAAUCUAGUAUAAGAAGCUCAGAUGGUCUCCAUUUAAAUAGCUUGAACAAUCCUCCAAGACAAUACCAGAAAAUAAUGAAGCGUCUCAUUAAAAGAUACGUCCUUAAAGCUCAGAUAGAUAAGGAGAGCGAUGAAGUCAAUGAAGGUGAGCUAAAAGAAAUCAAACAGGAUAUCUCAAGUCUUCGUUAUGAACUCCUCGAAGAAAAAUCUCAAAACACAGAAGACCUGGCGGAGCUCAUUAGAAAACUUGGGGAGAAACUAUCUAUUGAGUCCAAAGAGGAAGAAAGCAAAAGAUAACCUAAACAUAUUAAAUGAAAAAUUAUCAACAAUCCACUUAAAGCCAUAUUUAUUCUCUUUCGGGUUUUUUUUUCCAAAUUUAAGUCCCACUUUUACAAGAAACCAAGAAAUGAACUCAUUUCAAUUCAGUAAUGAAAUCCAUUACAUGUACGAGAGAGAGAGUGGGUCACUUGAUCAAAGGCAUUUAUUUAUUCUUCACUCUGUGGAGAAAACAAAAGUUAAUUUUACAUUGAUGUUAAUGUGCAAUUUACCUCUCUUUAAAAAUAUCAAUUAAGUAUUGAGAAGCUCAUCCAUUGAAGAGUAAAGCUAUUUUUGUCUGGAAAUGUGAAAUUCUCAUAUCUUAACCACUUAUUUGUAUAGAUUCCCUUUCAUAAAUAUGUAUACAUAUAAUUUAUUGACUAGCAAAUGCACAAAACCAGGCUUUAAGAAAUCAGUAUCAAGAUCUAUUUAUUUUAAAAAAAGAAAGGUGUUUCCAAGCAGGAAAAAAUAUCUUUCUGCACAAUUUACAGCUAAAAUUGAAAGUCCAGAAGUUAUUUAUUUUAAUGUGUUUCUUUGGAGAGGUUUCUGUGAAGCUACGUAAGCCUCCCUCUUAUCACUUAUCUUAUUAUCUUUUCGACAAACCAGAAGUGAGCACUAACAGAUUUGAAGACCUGCAAUCGAGAUGUUUGAAUCUGAAUCCUAAGCUAGCUCUUUCAUUUAACAUGACCCAAAUCAAAACUUCAGACACAAACCCUUCGGAGGUCUAGAAACAUCUGGAAAUGAAUUUCUUCAAAGUUUAAAUUUGUUUAAAUAAUGGGAUUUGGGAGUAGGGUACCUGUAACAAAAAUGUAAAAUAAUUUGGCAGUAAUUGCUUUCACAUUAAGCUUUGCAGAAAAUAUUCAUUGUGGAAUAUAUCAAUCUAAAUGUUUCUAUUUCUUCGCCUGUGGCUGGAGGUUUCAAUGAGUUCUUGCCUAAGAAAUUAGCUAGAGUUUAAUUUUCAGUUUUUAUCUGAAUGGACUGAAAGAUCAUUUUGUAAGUUUUUUAGUCAAGUCAUGAAAUAUGUUUGAAAGCAAAAGUGCUUUUGAAUUAUUCCAAUAAUGGGAUAAAUUUGUGGUGAUAAACCCUCUUGCCCUUUUUGAGUUAUUAAGGUCAGCAUUCCUAGACAAUGUCCAUCUUGAUCCAUAAAAGUUCUGGUAUUCUGGGGAACUUCUUAGUUGUAUCAACUCAGCUAGUAAUGGCGCGAGUGGGACAAUCCAUAUACUAUGGGGCUCAGGCUUAAUGAACUCAGGGUUUAGAAGCUUUAAGGGCCUCUCUCAGGGAGGAAAAGGAAAACAAGGUUUUUCCCAAGAGGUUCAGAACAGCAUCUAUUACAGUGGUUUUCAAACUUCCUAAAGACAUGGAACCCUUUCAUAUCACUUCUGCUGCUGGUCCCAUGGUGCAUAUGAGUUGACACAGAGCCAGGUGACCCAGCCCAGCAUAGGUGAUGCACCACCUCCUGACCCACAUUGCCAGCACUCCUAAUCUCACUGCAAAAUCCCGGUGACCUAUCACAGAAGUGCAGGGUUUCAUGAAACACAAUGUAAAGACCACUGUAUUAAAAUAAUGUAUGAAACCAGAGUUACUAAGGCUGAAAAGGCUAUAGGAUACACAGUGACCAUAUUUAAUAUCUUGCCUUUGAUCAAUGAAAAGCAUUACCUCAGAACCUGCAGUAUUUCCUAUAGUAAGGAUGGGGGAAUAUUGUACAUAUUAAGAUAUUUUGCUUGAUCACCAGCAAAAAUAACUUUUGUGUCAGCCACUCUGGAGGAACAUAAAAUAGCCAAAGUGUGACUCGCAUUAGAUGCUGAUGGGAGUUGGGCACUUACCUCUCUUAUACCCAAUUUAUAAAAGUCUAUGUCUAUCUAAAUUAGACUUCUUUUGGGUCACCAUCCUUCCAGUAGGAGCACAGAGUGUUCAACUCCUUUUAAAUUGAGGUCUAAAUUGUCCCCAGUUUUAACCUUUUGAAAUAAUUUUUCAAAAUGUAGCUGUCAGAACCAUAAGAUGAUAAUCACUACACUAAUAUUAGAAAGUACUUGAAUUUGUUAUUCUAAUUUAAAAUAUAUAACCCAUUGCUGGAUCCUUAUAAAAUCUUAAAUCUUCAUAAAUUGAAUGUGAAGAAAAAGGUUUAGUAAAAUAAAAGCAUGCAUUUUUAGGUGAAUAUUUUUACUGCAGAGGUUAAAUGGACACUGUGAAUCUAAUAAGCCCAAAAUUGACUUACCUUAAAACUGUAGGGCCAUAAUGUAUAUAUUUUAUUUUUUGAAGAUAUGCACCAUGGAUUUUUUUAUUCAAUGAAGAUAUUUUAUAUGUGGCUAUUACUUAUGGAAGAAUUUGUUAAAUGCCAAAUGUAGUGGGACAGACCAUGCAGCAAUUAAAUGAGUACCACAGCAAAUAUAUUAUGAGAGAAAUUGAAAUGUACUAUACCUGUGUGACAUGUAUGAAUACAGUGAUUUUCAAUCCUCAUAUCCUUUGGCUGCUACUCCUUUAAAGAGAAUGUUUAUACAAAUAUGAUUGGAGCUUUAACUGACAAGCCAACAAUU
Molecule: messenger RNA, 5093 nt
Organism: Gavialis gangeticus (Gharial)
Lineage: Eukaryota; Metazoa; Chordata; Crocodylia; Gavialidae
Gene: TRPC6
Product: transient receptor potential cation channel subfamily C member 6
Exons: 11
Coding region: 85-2541 (818 amino acids)
Biological process (GO): calcium ion transmembrane transport; manganese ion transport; regulation of cytosolic calcium ion concentration
Cellular component (GO): cation channel complex; membrane
Molecular function (GO): inositol 1,4,5 trisphosphate binding; protein binding; store-operated calcium channel activity
Source: RefSeq, a predicted model, not a curated record